AUGGGAUUUGCCAUGGUGGUUGGAGGUGGUACAAACUUGUUACAUUGUAAAAAUUGGCAGCUACCUGAUGAAGAAAAGGUUGUGUUGGUUGGCCACAGUUAUGGUGGCCUAUGCAUUUCUCUUGCCAUGCAGAGUUUUCCUCAAAAGAUUUCAGUGGCUGUUUUUGUUUCAGCAUAUUUGCCCCAUUUCAAAGAACCGCCAGUAGUUUUUAUUCAAGAGGUGGUCAAUGAGAACUAUUUCAAGAGAAUACCAAUGGAGGCUGUUAUGGACGGCAAGUUCACAUUUGAUCAAGGUGAUGGAAAUCUGCCAAACUCAGUUGUCCUUGGUUCAAAUUACAAUGCAAAAAUGUAUCGACACUGUGCAUUAGAGGACAUAGAAUUAGCAAAGAUGUUGGUCAGACCACAUCCUUUCUUUAUAGAGGACAUGGCAAAGGAAUCUUUGCCAACAGAAGAAAAGUAUGGUUCAAUUAAAAGGGACUUUGUGCUCUGCGAAGAUGACCAAGUUGUUGGGGGAAGAAUUUCAGAGGUUUAUGAUCGAACAUAG
This is a messenger RNA of Coffea eugenioides, 543 nucleotides long. RefSeq names its product methylesterase 10-like. The record is from RefSeq and is a predicted model, not a curated record. The transcript has 4 exons. Lineage: Eukaryota; Viridiplantae; Streptophyta; Magnoliopsida; Gentianales; Rubiaceae. Bases 1 to 543 code for a protein of 180 amino acids. Gene Ontology annotation, biological process: jasmonic acid metabolic process; salicylic acid metabolic process. Gene Ontology annotation, molecular function: methyl jasmonate esterase activity; methyl indole-3-acetate esterase activity; methyl salicylate esterase activity.